This is a messenger RNA of Aspergillus alliaceus, 774 nucleotides long. RefSeq lists its product as uncharacterized. The transcript has 2 exons. The record is from RefSeq and is a predicted model, not a curated record. NCBI's taxonomy places the organism in Eukaryota, Fungi, Ascomycota, Eurotiomycetes, Eurotiales, Aspergillaceae. The coding region runs from base 100 to 774 and encodes 224 amino acids.
CUUGCUAUCCAUACAAUGGCAUCUCCAAACUUGCUUUGAUUCCUCCUUCAAGCCUACUGCUAGCCUUCUACAACGACGGAAUUCAGUCCCCGAACAAAGAUGCACCUCAACACGUACCUUGUGGCUACCUUUGUGGCUGCCAGCACGGCUCUGGCACACAUGGAAAUGGUCCGCCCUUUCGCCAUGAAGAGUCAGUACGAUCCCAACAACGACUGGUCCAACAUUGACUAUGAUAAUACCUCCCCACUCGAGCCCAAUGGAUCGAACUUCCCUUGCAGAGGCCACCACAAGGACACACCCUGGCGCACCGUCGCCAACUACACUGCCGGUCAAAGCGAUCACAUGGGGCUGGCCCCUGGCAAUAAUCAUCGUGGUGGUUCAUGCCAGAUCUCGCUCAGUUACGAUAACGGCGAGACAUUCCGGGUCAUCCAAUCUUACAUGGGAGGAUGCCCGCUUAAGCUUGAGUGGGAUUUUGAGAUACCCUCCUUUGCACCAAGCGGCAAAGCGCUAUUUGGAUGGAGCUGGUUCAAUAUAGAGGGGAAUCGGGAGAUGUACAUGAACUGCGCGCAGGUCGAGAUUCAGGGCAGCUCUGCUUCUAGUACGAGUGCAUUUGACCAGCUGCCCGAGAUCUUCACUGCGAAUAUAGGAAAUGGAUGCUCGACUGUGGAGGGCAAAGAUACCGUCUUUGCUCACCCUGGCGACAAAGUUGGAUAUGCUGGAAAGGUGAAACCAGGUGACGCUCCGUUCCCCAAAUGUGGUGGAAAUGUGGAAUAA